Lytechinus variegatus (green sea urchin) is the source of this 1749-nucleotide messenger RNA. RefSeq lists its product as uncharacterized. Lineage: Eukaryota; Metazoa; Echinodermata; Echinoidea; Temnopleuroida; Toxopneustidae. The transcript has 3 exons. Gene Ontology annotation, molecular function: catalytic activity. The record is from RefSeq and is a predicted model, not a curated record. The coding region runs from base 13 to 1749 and encodes 578 amino acids.
UCUUGUAUAUUGAUGACUCAAGUCCCAACUGAUAUUGAUGGCCAGGGAGAGAAUGAUAUUGCUGAUUUCCUUAAUUCUACCAUGGACUCUUUCGUCUACACUGUUGAUGAUAAUUUUGAAACUAUAUUGCCUUCGUCAAAGUACUUUACUAUUGACAAAUUUAAAAAUGGCUUUGUUAAUGACAAUUCAUUUUCAUUGUUUCAUAUGAAUAUUCGUAGUAUUAAUAAAAACUUUGAUCACUUGAACAUUUUAUUGCAAGAACUGGCUACCAAAUUUUCAGUUGUAGGCCUCUCUGAAACAUGGCUCUCAGAUAAUAGUAACCUUUAUUCUCUUCCUGGCUAUCACAACCCCAUCGUCAACUGCAGGCAGAACAAAACUGGAGGUGGAGUAGCAUUGUUUAUCUCCUCAACCUUAGAAUAUCAUCUUACACCUGAUCUGAAUGUAAUGAAUCAGUCCCUUGAAACAGUUUUUGUGGAAGUGGUUAUCCCUGGUCAAAGUAAUUUUAUUGUUGGUGUUGUUUAUAGACCACCCCAAAGUAGUGUUGAGAAUUUUACAGAUGAGCUACAAGAUCUGCUGUCAAAUCCUGUACUUCAUAGCAAGAGGGUUUGCUUGUUAGGUGAUUUCAAUAUAAACCUUUUGCAGUAUGGUUCUAAUGCUUCAGUGAAUGGUUUUUUAGAUGCUCUUGCUUCUUUUAAUCUUGUCCCGCUUAUCAAUAGACCUACGCGUGUAACUGAAAAUACUUCAACAUUAAUAGACAACAUUUUCUCUGUAGGUCAACUGUCAAUAAAAUCAUCGAUCCUAAUUUCUGAUAUUUCAGAUCACUUUCCAGUAAUUGCUUCUUUUCCAUUAAGUAUCAGAAACUCAAGGAAUAUUAAUGAAAAUAGUUUUUCUCGUAAUUUUGGCUUCGAAAAUAUGCAAAGGUUCAAGUGUGAUUUAAAUGCAACCGAUUGGAGUGUUGUCUUACAUGAGUCUGACGUUGAAAAAGCUUACUGUAAAUUUCUUGAAUUGGUAACAGCUCUAUAUGAAAAGAAUUUCCCUCUCCUAAGCAAGAAACAAAAAGAUAGAAGAAAAUAUCCUCAGAUGCCUUGGGUAUCCAAAUCUUUAUUGAAAUGUAUCAACAAGAAAAAUAAACUAUUUUGUAAGUUUAAACUAAGAAGAACAUUAGGAGCAAAGCAAAAAUACUCUUGCUAUAGGAAUAUUUUAACAUCUGUACUACGAGACGCUAAAAAAUCAUAUUAUGAUGAAAAGUUUAAGUCAGUCUUCAAAGAUAUGAAGGGAACCUGGAAAGUUAUAAGACAAACGCUAAAUUCAAAACAAAAGAGUCAGGGUCCCUCUAAACUUUUAGUAGAUGGGGUUUUGACUGAAGAUCAUGUACAAAUGAGUAACGCUUGUAAUCAAUUCUUUUCAUCAAUAGGAAAUCAUUUGUCAUCUAGUCUUCCCGCUAGUCAAAAACUUUUCCAUGAUUACCUUGGUAGUCGACUUCCCUGUUCAUGUUUCUUUACUCCUGUCGUUGAAAAGGAAGUGAUUGACAUUGUUCAUAAUUUGAAAACAAAUAAGGCUGCUGGGUAUGAUGGACUAUCUAACAAGCUUAUUAAAGAAGUCAUUGAUGUUAUUGUUUCUCCUAUUACCCAUAUAUUCAAUUUAUCUAUUGUACAUGGAAUCGUUCCUUUGAGUAUGAAGAUAGCCAAAGUUGUGCCGAUUUACAAAAAGGGAAUUCCUCAGGAAAUUCUUAUAGUUUGGGUCUCAUAG